AUGGAAAGUCUAAAUAAAGCCAGAAGAUAAAGCACUUUGAAGAAAAGAUUGCUCUACAACAGACAGAGAACAUAUUCUGAUGGAGAUGUUGAGAAGAUCUUGUCAAUGGAUCCCUCGGAAAUGACUGAAAAGGAAAAGAUCAUUUGGAAGGUUGAGAUAUUGAAGAACAGUGAGGACAUGGACGAUUUAAUAGACUAAAAGAUCAGGAUGAUUCAAGAGGAGAGAUUUAAGAUUAACGAGUGUAUGACAGGUGCCACAGAUACAAUUUCAACCUAUCAAAAAGCAGUAGAUAGAAUAGCUGCUAAAAGCAGAAGGGAACCCCUCGUAGAGUAAAGCAGAUAUGAGAGUUUGAUAAAUAUGGCUAGAGAUGAUCGCUAAAAAAAGAAAACUCUGCCUCUUAUUGAAAGUUUUGAUGUCGAUCAGAAAGCAGUAAGACUUAGACCGAACCUCGCAAACUUCAACAAGCUUUCUAAUAUAAGCAAUCUAGCAGUCAAUAAUCAAUCACAGAGUGCAAGAAGUCAUUCAAAUUAAAGAGUAAAGCCUUUGAUUAAUCAAAACCAAACUCUUGAAAUACCUGAGGUUUUUAAUAGGCUCUAUAAGCAAGAGUAACUUAGGCACUGUUGUGAUGCUUGCAAGUCCGGGCCAUGUGAGCACAAUAAGCCAGACAAGUCACUCUCAAGUCAUAGUUAAAGAAGUGGAUCUAAGCGUAGCAUGAGAUCAGGAGCAUCAAGAGGCAACUCUAAAAGCAGACCCCUGAGUAAAGCCAGAAAAUCCUCUGGUAUUUCGAAUUGA
Stylonychia lemnae is the source of this 792-nucleotide messenger RNA. Lineage: Eukaryota; Ciliophora; Spirotrichea; Sporadotrichida; Oxytrichidae. The record is from the annotation of a GenBank genome assembly.